Molecule: messenger RNA, 882 nt
Organism: Acanthisitta chloris (rifleman)
Lineage: Eukaryota; Metazoa; Chordata; Aves; Passeriformes; Acanthisittidae
Gene: MYADML2
Product: myeloid-associated differentiation marker-like 2
Exons: 1
Cellular component (GO): membrane
Source: RefSeq, a predicted model, not a curated record
CUGAACGUGGCUGCAGUGACCUCCCCCGUAGGAAUAGCUCGAUUGCUGCAAAUGACCUUUGGAUGUGCCACGUUCAGCCUGGUUGCCCACCGAGGAGGGUUCAGCGCUGCCUAUGGCACUUUCUGCAUGUUUGUCUGGGCUUUCUGCUUUGCCAUCACCGUGUUCAUCAUCGCCUGUGAGUUCACGCACCUGCACAGCUGCCUGAGCCUUUCCUGGGGAAACUUCACUGCUGCUUUUGCCAUGCUUGCCACGCUCAUGUCCAUCACGGCCGCGGUGAUCUACCCGCUCUACUUUGUCCAGCUGGACUGUUACCCCAUCGGCUGCGAGGUGAGAGAUUUCCGCAUCGCAGCCAGCGUCUUCGCAGGCCUUCUGUUUGUCACCUACGCCGCCGAGGUCUUCCUGACCAGGGCGAAACCAGGACAAGUCACCAGCUACAUGGCCACCGUCUCCGGGCUCCUGAAAAUCGUGCAGGCCUUCGUGGCCUGCAUCAUCUUUGGGGCGCUGGUGAACGACAGCCAGUAUAGCAAAUACGUGGCGACACAGUGGUGUGUGGCCGUCUACAGCUUUUGCUUUGUGGUGACAGUGGUGGUAGUGGCCUUCAGUGUCACAGGUAAGACUGCCUUGCUGUGGUUCCCCUUUGAGCGCUCUGUGGUCAUCUACACCUUCGGGGCCGUGCUGCUCUACGUGAGUGCUGCUGUCAUCUGGCCAGUGUUCUGCUUUGACAGCAAGUACGGCUCCCCACGGCGCCCCGGCCUCUGCGCCAAGGGCAGGUGCCCCUGGGACAGCCAGCUGGUGAUCGCCGUGUUCACCUAUGUCAACCUGCUGCUCUACGUCCUGGACCUGGCGUACUCCCAGCGCAUCCGCUUUGUCUCACACAUCUGA